Triticum aestivum (bread wheat) is the source of this 1836-nucleotide messenger RNA. RefSeq names its product transcription factor TB1-like. Gene Ontology annotation, biological process: regulation of secondary shoot formation. Lineage: Eukaryota; Viridiplantae; Streptophyta; Magnoliopsida; Poales; Poaceae. Gene Ontology annotation, cellular component: nucleus. The record is from RefSeq and is a predicted model, not a curated record. Bases 468 to 1526 code for a protein of 352 amino acids. The transcript has a single exon. Gene Ontology annotation, molecular function: DNA-binding transcription factor activity; sequence-specific DNA binding.
CCCUCUCAAUCUCAAGUAGGGAGAGUAUCACAUCCAAAAUUCUAGGCAUCCAUCCAUCCCUCUAACCACAAGCACUCUCUCGCUAGCUAGCUAGCCCUCCUACAGAAGAGCCCAUGAUGUGUGUGUGUGUGUGUGUGUGUGUGUGUGUGUGUGUGUGUGUGUGUGAACUCAGGAUGAGCUAGGUACCAGUGCCCCUCCUCCUCAUCGCCCCUCUGCAACUCCCAUGGGAGAUUUACCUCCUCCUAGUCCUAGACCUCUUUAACUAUCUCUUUCUUUCUCUCUUCCACCCGCAGACACACAGGCGUGAAGAGCGGCUUAUGCAUGGCCGGGCACAUCUGAUCAUAGCUCCUAGGCCACAGCCACACCCCUCUCUCACACACAGUAGAAGCGCGCAGCUAGCAGUUGCUCUUCUUCCGAGGGCCUAGAGACGGGAGGUCUCAGGGGUCUUGGAGUCCCAUCACUAAAGCAUGUUUCCUUUCUAUGAUUCCCCGAGCCCCAUGGACUUACCCCUUUACCAACAGCUGCAGAUCAGCCCUCCCUCGCCAAAGGCGCCGGAUCACCAAUCCUUGCUCUACUACCAUUCCUCCCCUGCAUUCGCCGCCGACGCCUUCCACCACAGCUACCUCUGUGCCGGCGCCGCGACGCCGCCCGCGGCCGAGAUCGACAACCAGCCGCCACCGGAGCUGCUGCUGAUGGAUCAGGCGCCAGCGCCAAGGGCAGACGGUGUUGGAACCGCACAAGGCCUGCACGGCGGUGGAGGCCUCGACAGCGCGGCGGCUGCCGCGGCCAGGAAAGACCGGCACAGCAAGAUAUGCACCGCCGGCGGGAUGAGGGACCGGCGGAUGCGGCUGUCCCUCGACGUCGCCCGCAAGUUCUUCGCGCUCCAGGACAUGCUCGGCUUCGACAAGGCCAGCAAGACGGUGCAAUGGCUCCUCAAUACGUCAAAGGGCGCCAUCAGGGAGGUCAUGACUGACGAGGCGUCCUCCGACUGCGAGGAGGACGGCUCCAGCAGCCUCUCCGUCGUCGACGGCAAGCACAAGCCGCCAGGGACGGAGGCUGGAGGUGGUGAUCACGGCGAGGGGAAGAAGCCGAUGCCAAGGGCAGCUAGAAGAGCACCCGCCAAUCCAAAGCCGCAAAGGAAAUUGGCCAGUGCGCACCCGAUCCCCGACAAGGAGUCGAGGACGAAGGCGCGGGAGAGGGCCAGGGAGCGGACGCGGGAAAAGAACCGGAUGCGAUGGGUUACGCUCGCGUCUACGAUUAACAUCGAGCCGGCAGCCACCGGCAUGGCGGCGGCGAGGGCGGAUGAGUUGAUCACGAGGCCGCACAAUUUUAUCAAUCGCUCCUCGUCCAUGAACACAGCAAGCGCUGAAUUGGAGGAGGGGUGCUCGUCGUCCAUGCCGAGCGAAGCUAUCGUGGCUGGCUUCGGCAAUGGAGGGUACGGAAGCAGCGGCAACUACUACCAGUAUCAGCUGGAGCAGCAAUGGGAGCUCGCUGGAGUGGUGUUUCCCAACUCGCAGCCCUACUGAGAAGCGGCGACAUGCGUACGGUACAAGAACUACUCCCACUGUCUCGCCUUGCACGUACACUUAUAUAUAUCCUUCUUUGUUCGAUGGAUUAUUUGCGUAAUAAUUUUCUUGUGAAUUAACUUCGUGACGGUGAACUUGCCUUGGUCAUUGCAUGAUGCAGUACGUAUUGUAGUUGUAGCUACUACUAGUCCAGAACCUGUAUUGAUUAAUUCAUGUAAUUCAUGCGUGGAUUCUAAUCUGCAUUUCUUAAUUCUACAAUUGUCAAACUGGAAUCCGAUCAGAUCUGCUAUUCUGUUGAAUGAAUUGCUUA